Messenger RNA from Cladocopium goreaui, 651 nucleotides. Lineage: Eukaryota; Dinophyceae; Suessiales; Symbiodiniaceae. The record is from the annotation of a GenBank genome assembly.
AUGGAUUCAGCCACGGCGGCGUCGGUGUACGGCAUGAGAUUCCCCGUCACCGCACGCUCGCGGGAUGACCCGCGGCUCCUGGGAUGGAGGAUGGUUGAUGGCAAAAGCCAGGCGCUGCAGCAGCGACACCUGGCCGAACUGGAGGCGGAGGGCAGGAAGAUGAAGGAUCAACCGAAGGAGGACACGCCGGGAUCGGGGAUGCUGGCGGCCAUUGCGCACUUUGAUGCGUUGCAAGCAGCAAAGAAACCUGUGAUCAAGGCGGAGGCGGUGGAAUUUGAAGCCGCGCCGCUGUCUGAAGUGAUUGCCGAGGCAGGUGCAGUGUUUGAACAAGUCUUUCCAAGCAGUCAAAAGUUGCGUUGCGAAGGCCCUCCUGAGCCAGUCGAGGCAGAGGCAGUGGGUUUGAACAAUGUCUUGUCACAAAAGCUAGUGAUAGCGAGCUUGAUUUUUUUCCCGAAAGCGUCUGAGCGCAGGGUUCUUCCAAUAGAUGACAUCGCGCAAUUUGUGCAGGACAGGGGCAGGGUCAGGAUGGGCCAAGUCAGCUGGUGGUGGGCUAGUCGGCUACCCCAAAGAUCCAAGGCCUUUCUCUCCGCGAUCGGCUGCUGCGGCAGGCAGCCGGGAAGGUGUUGGGCUGCUGGUGUGACCUGCAGUUGA